Messenger RNA from Seminavis robusta, 1209 nucleotides. Lineage: Eukaryota; Bacillariophyta; Bacillariophyceae; Naviculales; Naviculaceae. The record is from the annotation of a GenBank genome assembly.
UUUGGAAAAGAUAUUAUGAAGCCUCAUUCGUGACCGUUUGCUGUUAUGUUGUAGGAAGCCAAGCAUUUUAGAGCACCCACCCAUGCAUCCAAGCAACAGCAGUAUUGCUUGAAAGGAAACCAGUGAGCAUAGCACAGCUACCUACAAGAAGACAAGACAGAACGAAGACAAGGUAUACCAGGUAGCAACUGACCUGAAAGUCAAGCCUAAGCCAAGAACCAACCUAAGUCAAGAACAGGAACAUAAAUAUCUCAACAAGAAGAAGAAGAAGAAGAGCAAUCUACCUCUCCUUAUCUAUUAUACUCUCCUUAUCACUAUUAAUUAAAACGUCAAAAAGAUGGGCUGCAAGGAAUGUUUGGGUCGGUAUGGGCUAAUGGUGACGGCCGUGUGUUUUACACUGGGUGUGAUUGUGUCGACGUCCAGUCCAAGUUGGAUUUCUACCAGUGUGGAGAAUCCCGUGACAGGUGGAUCGUUGGUAAUUGAAUUUGGACCCUUUUAUUCGCGCAAUAAGACUUGCUCUUCGCUCACGUCCACUACUACAACCAGUAGUGAACCCGACUGCACCGACUGGAGUCAAGCCGGUAUUGAUACCGACGAUUGCAACAAUUUUGGUGUCACGGAUGCCACUGUUCUGGAAAAACUCUGUACCCAGCACAAUGCGUGGCGUGUCAUUGCCGAAUUCUGUCUCUUUAUUGUGGUCGGUACGGGAAUUCUCGUCAUUGUGGCCAUGUGCACACAGUGUAUUACGUGUGGUUGUUGCGGUGGCACAUUCGAUCAACUUGCCAUGAUUUUCUACUGGAUUGAAGUUAUUUUGUCGAUUGCCGCCUGGAGUCUCUGUAUCAGUGUCGUUUCCAUGUUGCGAGGAGAAGAUAUUCAAACCAUCCUUUUGGGAGAAUUUGAAAAUGUACAACAACUCGAAAACGUCGAAGGCAUUGUCGAUGGAAACUUUUUAUGGGGAUUCUGGUUGUUCCUAUUCAGUGGAACCGUCAUGGGAGCACUUUGUGCCAUCUUUGCCGAUUGGGCGGCCGAAGGAUCACUCCUCAGUUGUCUAUUCAGUUGUAUCUCUUCGACGUGUGCGUGCAUCUUUUGUUGCAAGAAAUAAGUAGUAAUGUGCAUACAUGCAUGCAUGCAUUCCACGGGUGUUCGGUCGGUGGUUCGUUCGUUCCAGGUAGAUUUUUUAUUUGUCUUAAACCAUACACAUUUUCACAC